Molecule: messenger RNA, 660 nt
Organism: Miscanthus lutarioriparius
Lineage: Eukaryota; Viridiplantae; Streptophyta; Magnoliopsida; Poales; Poaceae
Source: the annotation of a GenBank genome assembly
AUGGCCAUGGCGACCUCCACCUUCUCCCCGCGCCCCGCCACCCUCAACAAGCCCCUGCGGGCGGGCAUCCAGCUCCACCUCAUCCCCUUCCCGCACCUCCGCGCCGGCCGCCUCGUCUGCGCCACCGCCGCCGGGGAGGCGCCGCCCGUCGAGGUCGGCAGCGGGACGAGGCGGAGCCGGCCCCCGCCGCGGCCUCCAACGGGGCCGCCGUCAAGGCCGAGGCGCCCGCCGCGAAAACCGAGCCCCCGCCGGUCCCGGCCUUCCGCGACGCCAGAGGCCAGGAGGAGGAAAUGGCUUGAAGAUUAUCCAGAGGCGACUAGCACAGAUGAGGCCGUCGUCUUCGACACUUCAAUUAUUCCAUGGUGGGCAUGGAUGAAGCGAUUCCACCUUCCUGAAGCCGAGAAGCUAAAUGGUCGCGCUGCCAUGGUUGGCUUCUUCAUGGCAUACUUUGUGGAUAGCUUGACGGGCGUGGGCCUUGUCGACCAAAUGGGCAACUUCUUCUGCAAAACGCUGCUAUUUGUUGCCGUCUCUGGUGUACUGCUAAUCAGGAAGAAUGAGGACAUUGAAUCACUGAAGAAGCUUAUCGACGAGACUACGUUCUAUGACAAGCAAUGGCAGGCAACCUGGCAAGAAGAUUCCACCGGGGGGCCAAAGAAUUAG